AUGGAGGACAUUUCCGAGCCUCGCGCGAAGCGGCAGAGAACAACGCAGGGAGGGCGCGCACCUUCACCUCCUCCGCCUCCCCCGCCAGAAGAUGAUGUACAGCCUGCGCUUCCAGGACAGCCAGAUUCAACUUCUUCACCCCUUCCUCCUCCUCCACCUCCGCCAGAGACAACCUAUGAGCAGGCUGAGAACAGUGACAUCGUUCCACCACCACCUCCAUCCGUACUACCGCCUCCACCACCUCCCCCCGACCAAGCGAAUGACGAAGACGACGAAGCAGACGUUCAGGAUGCCGCAUACUGGACGCGUCUAGCCCAAUCUUCGUCUUCCAGCAUCUCCUCACCUGCUCCCUCCGCAUCCGCUCCCACCUCCUUCACUCCCAGCAACGGCAGCACCUCUGCAAAGAAAGCCAAAUCAGCCCUCUACCUCGACACGAUCAAUCGAGCCGUUCUCGACUUUGACUUCGAAAAGCUCUGCUCCAUCUCGCUCUCCAACAUCAACGUCUACGCAUGCCUUGUCUGCGGCCGGUACUUUCAAGGUCGAGGUCGCAAUUCCUACGCCUAUCUUCACAGCAUAGACGACUCGCAUCAUGUGUUUAUGAACCUUUCUACAGCUCAGACGUACAUCUUGCCGGAUAACUAUGCUGUACCGGAGGAGAAUCAGGCGGCGUUGCAGGAUAUCAAGUACCUGCUGAAUCCGACAUUCACGCAGAAAACAAUCGAGGCGAUGGAGAAGGAGAUGGCGUACGAUUUGAACGGAGAGAGGUAUCAUGCGGGUUUCGUGGGGUUGAACAAUUUGGGGAAGAACGAUUAUGUCAAUGCGAUUGUUCAGGCAUUGGUGCAUGUUCCUGUGGUGAGGGAUUACUUUUUGUUGGGGAAGGAGAUGCAAGGUGAGGGAGAGAAGAGCGAGCUGGUCAAGCGGUUUGGUAGCUUGGUGAGGAAGAUGUGGAAUCCGAGGGCUUUCAAAGCGCAAGUAUCGCCGCACGAGUUCCUGCAACAGGUGGCAGCGGUAUCGGGGAACAGGUUCAAGAUCACGCAUCAGUCGGAUCCCGUCGAGUUUCUCGGUUGGUUGUUGAAUCGGUUGCAUUCCGAUCUGACGGGUGGGAAGAGGAAGAGAGGUGGUGGAGAGAGUGUGAUCAGCCGAUGCUUUCAGGGCGUUGUGCAGGUGGAUUCUCAGCCGCUUUCGCGGGUCGAAGAGGGUGAGACGUCUGCUGCUGGUGUAGCUGCCGAAGCGGAAAAGAUGUUGAAGCAGUCCUCUGUUUCUGGAGGGCAAGUGGACGAGAGUGGACGAGCACAGUUCGAUCCCUCGCUUCCGGUGGAAAAGCGCGACACGCCAUUCUUCCUGCUCGCCAUGGAUCUUCCACCCCCACCACCCGUGAUCAACUCGGAGGAAGGCGAGAAUCUCGUUCCUCAGAUCACCAUCGGUCAAGUACUCGCCAAGUACGACGGUCAGAGUCUGCAUGCGUCCAACUCCAAACUCACGCGCUACACACUACGUCGACUUCCGCCAUUCCUCAUCAUCCACUUUCGACGUUUCACCAAGAACAGCUUGGGUCAAGAAGAACGCAACCCAACGCUCGUCAACUUCCCCAUCAAAGGUCUGGAUGUCACGAAACACAUCCCCAUCCUGCGAGAUUCAUCGUCACAGACACAACACUCCAAUGACACAAACUUGUCAGAGAUCUACGAUCUCGUCGCAAACGUCGUCUACGACGCAGUACCCGGCACCGUCCGUCAAGACGCCAGCUGGAAGUGUCAAGUGCACACCAACGCAAAAGCAGCAGCCGCAAAGGAGGGAGAAAAGUGGUUUGCAAUCCAAGACCUCAUCGUGGAAGAGGUGAAUCGCCAGAUGAUCUUUUUGGGCGAGAGCUAUCUCCAGAUAUGGCAGAAGCGCCCUUCGUAG
Messenger RNA from Pseudozyma hubeiensis SY62, 1902 nucleotides. Its product is annotated as potential ubiquitin-specific protease. Gene Ontology annotation, molecular function: cysteine-type deubiquitinase activity; zinc ion binding. The record is from RefSeq and is a predicted model, not a curated record. NCBI's taxonomy places the organism in Eukaryota, Fungi, Basidiomycota, Ustilaginomycetes, Ustilaginales, Ustilaginaceae. The coding region runs from base 1 to 1902 and encodes 633 amino acids. Gene Ontology annotation, biological process: protein deubiquitination; spliceosomal complex assembly; mRNA processing. The transcript has a single exon.